Messenger RNA from Oikopleura dioica, 477 nucleotides. NCBI's taxonomy places the organism in Eukaryota, Metazoa, Chordata, Appendicularia, Copelata, Oikopleuridae. The record is from the annotation of a GenBank genome assembly.
AUGAAACUUUUCGUCGCGAUUAUUGCUGCUUCUUAUGCUCAAGAAGGAUCUGGCUCACCACUCGUGCCUUUUCCGAUCCCGGUCGGUUCUUGCUUCACUUGCAACUCGAUGACGUUGGAUGAGUGCAACCGAAACGGUCGCGUCGAACGGUGCAUGGACAACGAGCAAGUCUGCGAAGUCGAGGUCCGCUCCCGCAACGGCAGCGUUCGAGAAAUCAUCAUGGGCUGCAAGUGGGCCAACGCCUGCCAAGACAACAAGGUUCAAAACUUCGCGGGGCCAGAUGGCGACCGGGAAUUUGCCGAGUACCAAUGCAAACCGUGGUCUUUGAACAAACCGUCCGUCUGCCGACAAUGCUGUAAUGGAGACAAAUACUGCGGGCUCAAAGUUCUCAGAGAAGGAAGAAACGGAUACGGGCCAAGAACAAUCCGCGGCUGGCAGGAAAAUUUGGCCGAGUCUGAAUAUUUGGUCGAAGUUUAA